AUGGAAUCUCAAUCCAGUCAUCGUCAUCACGAAGAAGAUUCCAAGAGCUCUAGCGAUGAAGAAGCCGAGGAUCUCAACGAUGACUUGGGAACAGGGCGGUCGUACGAGUGUGUGUUUUGCAAGAGAGGAUUCACAACAGCACAGGCCUUGGGUGGACACAUGAAUAUUCACCGCAAGGAGAGAGCCAAGCCGAGGCCUACUUCUGCUCCUAGUUCAAUUGCAAGCAAAGCAGCUGAUGAACAUGUGAGUGAUCUCAUGAGAUCCCACCGUUCGUUGCAAAGCUACCCGAGUCCACAUUUUGCCACUGAUCCGGAGGUGAAUGUGAAUUACCGGACGUAUAUUCCGGCGCCUAUGUGGAUUGUGGGACAAGCUCACAGUGAUCAUGAGUUAUGUGCGAGAAAUUAUCCGGUAAGGCAUCAUCAGAAUUUGUUUGCUACGGAUGAUGAUUGUCGGAAUUGGAGAUCGGGGAGUAGUCUGAGCCUGGGAAUUGGGCCAUCAGCUGAUGAUGAUGAUGAUGAUGAGGAUCAUCUAGGUCUUGAUCAUCAUAAAAAGGAAAUUGAACGAAGUAAUGGUGCCUGCAGUAGUGAAGGGGAUGGAUUGGAUUUGGAGCUUCGACUCGGUCAUGAUCCAUAG
Messenger RNA from Fragaria vesca subsp. vesca, 633 nucleotides. RefSeq lists its product as uncharacterized. The record is from RefSeq and is a predicted model, not a curated record. Lineage: Eukaryota; Viridiplantae; Streptophyta; Magnoliopsida; Rosales; Rosaceae. The transcript has a single exon. The coding region runs from base 1 to 633 and encodes 210 amino acids.